AUGCCGCGGCUCAGCACCCGCCCCCUCGGGAAUUCCCCGCGGGAGCCGCUGGGAGGGACGCGGCCCCCGGGCUGGGCACACCUGAGCGGCGGCGGGGCGGUCGCGGCCACAUCCGGGGCGACGCGACUGAGUCACCUGCCCCUCGGCGUGCGCCAGUCCGGCCAGUCCGCCCCGUCUCUCCCGUCCGAGACUCUCCCCACAACCCCCCAAGAGCCGCACGGGGGCGGGGGCGAGGGCGGGGCGGGGCUGUCUCUUAAAGGGGCCCGGGCCGCUGCGCUCAGGCCACUUCCUGGGGGCGGAGAGGACCUCAGCGGCUUCGGCGACACCCGGGGAAGGCGGCGGCGGCCGGGUACCGAGACUCCCGGCUGUUUUCAUCAGAGCGCUCGGACACUCCCAGCUCGGGCUGAGUACGCAUCGUCGCCACCCGGUGGAUACAAGGCGGCUCCGCCAUCCGCUCCCGUCAGUUCCGCCUCCAUCUUCUGCGACCCGCGCCGGCAGCCCGGCCUGGCCUCGGAGUGGCCCCAGAGCCCUGGGUGGACUCGACCUCGGCGGCAACGAUCUGCCCGGGGUCUCCGAAGCCAGCCCUUCAGAGUCGGCCCUGUGCUCGCCACCGUCACCUGCUGGUUGGAUUCCGGAAACCCACUCUCUGAAGAGCACAGAGGAGAGUCGCUGACCACCGCAAAUCGGAUACGUCCAGACCUCAAGCUCCCUUCCCCUCUCUGGCUGCCCUCUGCUUUUUUCAUCCCUUCUCUCAGCCUUUCAGGAAUUUCUGUUCCCUGAGACCAACCCCCUAUCCACCACCAAAGUAACCCGGGCGAGCCCCAGACCUUACUGCCUGUGCUCCGCCUGUGCCUCCAACCCAGCGAGCCUGACAGUUUCGACCCAAUUCUGCACGCACAUCCAGGAAGUUGUGCCUUUUCUUUUCUUUCGGUGUCUCCUGUACUUCCCAAAAUUUCUCCUCCUCCUGUGCCCUCUUCGCCCCCCUCCUUUGGGGGCCCCGUGACCCUAAAUGUGGGGGGCACACUAUAUUCCACCACUUUGGAGACCCUGACCCGCUUCCCAGACUCCAUGCUGGGGGCUAUGUUUAGGGCCGGCACCCCCAUGCCCCCAAACCUCAAUUCCCAAGGAGGCGGCCACUACUUCAUCGACCGGGAUGGCAAGGCCUUCCGGCACAUCCUCAAUUUCCUGAGGCUGGGCCGUCUGGACCUGCCCCUCGGGUAUGGAGAGACAGCGCUUCUCAAGGCAGAGGCUGACUUCUACCAGAUCCGGCCCCUCCUGGACGCGCUGCGGGAACUGGAGGCCUCUCGGGGGACCCCUGCAUCCACAGCUGCCCUGCUCCACGCAGAUGUAGACGUCAGCCCCCGCCUCGUGCACUUCUCUGAUCGCCGGGGACCCCAUCACUAUGAGCUGAGCUCCGUCCAGGUGGACACCUUCCGAGCCAACCUCUUCUGCACUGAUCCUGAGUGUCUAGGUGCUUUGCGGGCCCGAUUUGGUGUGGCCAGCGGGGAUAGGGCAGAGGGGAGCCCACAUUUUCAUCUGGAGUGGGCCCCCUGCCCCGUGGAACUCCCGGAGGCGGAGUAUGGGAGACUGGGACUGCAGCCACUGUGGACUGGGGGGCCAGGAGAGCGGCGGGAGGUGGUGGGCACGCCAAGCUUCCUGGAGGAGGUGCUGCGGGUGGCUCUCGAGCAUGGCUUCCGCCUAGACUCUGUCUUCCCCGACCCUGAAGACCUGCUCAACUCCCGGUCUCUGCGCUUUGUCCGGCACUGAGGACGCGGUUCUCAUUUUGACUCUGGGAAGAGAGGGAAUGGGGCAGUUAAUGGGGUACUGGCACCCCUGAAGCCUCUUUCCAGCUCUGCUCCAGGAGCUAUGAGAGUCAGGACUCCCCUGCACCUGACUGAAGCUCAGAUCUGGGCAGAAAUUCCCAAACCUGAGCCCACCAAGGACUCACAGGGGUCCAGAAGGUCUCGACUGGUGCAGAUCCUCGGAGAGGCAAGGAAGGUUCUCUUGGUUGUUCUCACCUAAGGCUGGGGACCUCCAAUCUCUCCUUGAUUGGAGCUCAGUGUUUAAGGGCCUGGAAGGGUGGGGAACACCUCUUUACCCAGACUAAGCCUGGCAAAACACUGGAAGGAUAUUGAGGUCUGGGGAAGAGGGAGGACUUGGCAUUGCCCCAUGCGGUCUCCUGGACCAUGGCCUCUCCUCCUGAAGCUGGGUGGCCUGGCCUGACCAAUGAGAUGCCAGAACACUCUGGAACAAGGGAAGAGGGGUUCUUUGCUGUGUUCCAAGCCAUCUACUGAGGGAGACAGAAAGGCCACAUCCCACCCUCAGUUGAUGUACGGGAGCUGGGAGAGUCCCCAUGGCAAUGGGGCUGGAGCAUCCCUCAUCUGGAAGGAUCCCAUCUUGAUGGUGGGGCGGCCAUGGGGAAGAGGGUAGUAUCUGUUGAGUCCUUGGGCUUCCUUCAUGUGUGCCUGCACAUCAGCCAGUGUGUCUGACUGAUGCAGAGGUCCCUGGCAUCCUGGUUCCCAUCUGUGUUGCUGACUACAGUGUCUGUGAUGUCUGCAUGUCCAGGCCUGUUUGGGGUUACCCAGCAACUAUUCUGGCCCAGGGUGUAUCUGUAGUGUGUAUGUGAGGAGGUUGACAAUUAGUCGUUUAAUCACAGGAUGUAUGUGUAUGUGUUUACGUGCACGCAUGCAUAUGCAUCACCACGUAGCCAGGAGGGGCCUGUUGGGGUUUGAGUCACUGGGAUCUUCCCCGUGAGAGGUAAGAGAAGUCACUGGGCUUAGCUGGGCCUCUGAGGCCUGUAUGGAACUCUUGGUUGCUGUGGCAACCAUGGCCCUGUUGCUAGGAGAUAGCUGGGAAGGCCCAAGGCGGCCCAGGGCAGAGAGAGGAGACAAGAGUUUGGGGCCGUGGGGGAGGAGAUGGGAAGGGAUGGGAUUUCUGGCUCCCUGAGCGGAUGGGAUACUCUUGCGCAGCUUCUUCACUGGGGGUGUCACACAUUAUUUAUCACUGGUCAUGAUUUACAAGAAGAAAAAUAAAAUGGCUUUUGGAACCACAAAA
This is a messenger RNA of Cebus imitator (Panamanian white-faced capuchin), 3054 nucleotides long. Its product is annotated as protein piccolo-like. The record is from RefSeq and is a predicted model, not a curated record. NCBI's taxonomy places the organism in Eukaryota, Metazoa, Chordata, Mammalia, Primates, Cebidae. The transcript is spliced from 2 exons. The coding region runs from base 1 to 780 and encodes 259 amino acids.